Cuculus canorus (common cuckoo) is the source of this 672-nucleotide messenger RNA. It is a transcript of the gene MIEN1, whose product is annotated as migration and invasion enhancer 1. NCBI's taxonomy places the organism in Eukaryota, Metazoa, Chordata, Aves, Cuculiformes, Cuculidae. Gene Ontology annotation, biological process: negative regulation of apoptotic process; positive regulation of filopodium assembly. The record is from RefSeq and is a predicted model, not a curated record. The transcript has 4 exons. Bases 79 to 411 code for a protein of 110 amino acids.
GUCACGUGGUGAUAACCGGAAGCGCUUCUGUCACGUGGCGAUACCCGGAAGCGGCGGGGAGCUGAGGCGCCUGCGGCGAUGAGCGGUGGGGCUGAGGCGACGGCGGCUGAAGCCGAGUCCGAGCGGCGGGUCCGCAUCGUGGUGGAGUAUUGCGAGCCCUGCGGCUUCGAGCCCACCUACCAGGAGCUGGCAAGUGCUGUGAAGGAGGAGUACCCCGACAUCGAAAUCGAGUCCAGGCUGGGGGGCACAGGUGCCUUUGAGAUUGAGAUCAACGGGCAGCUGGUCUUCUCCAAGCUAGAAAACGGAGGCUUUCCCUACGAGAAGGAUCUGAUUGAAGCAAUUCGCAGAGCAAGGAAUGGGGAACCGCUGGAGAAAAUCACCAACAGCCGCCCGCCCUGCGUCAUCCUGUAGCCCCGCGCCCAGCUGGGAUCUCCCAGCGCCCAGCAGCUGGCUCCCAGCUCCCUUGACGUCCUCAAGCUUUGCUCUUUGCUGCCUUCCUUAACUUCCAGAGGAUGGGGGACAUCGGGGGAACUCAAGAGCGUAAGGAGCAUCCUGGGGAAUGCCACCGUGGCACAGGGGAUGAGAGCUGGGAUGAGCGGAGCUGUGAUACUGGUGUCACUGGGACAGCUGUGGCCAUUCUGGCCCGUCCCUUGGUGUUGCGGCGCUGCUGUG